This is a messenger RNA of Metarhizium brunneum ARSEF 3297, 2151 nucleotides long. Its product is annotated as Flavin carrier protein 2. NCBI's taxonomy places the organism in Eukaryota, Fungi, Ascomycota, Sordariomycetes, Hypocreales, Clavicipitaceae. Gene Ontology annotation, biological process: fungal-type cell wall biogenesis; transmembrane transport. The record is from RefSeq and is a predicted model, not a curated record. Gene Ontology annotation, cellular component: membrane.
AUGAGACUCUUUCGAUCGUUAGCGAAUAUUAUGGCGGCCAUUGUGGCUCUCCCAUCACUGGCCUCGGGCGAAAAGAUGCUCAUAUCAAAUUCACUCAACAGCUGCCAAACCAACUCCAAGUUCGAGGCCAGCCUUUUCAACGUCGUAUACACACCAUCCAACAACUCUGCAACUAUCGAUGUAGUCGCCACUUCCUCCGUACAGGGAAAAGUCUCAUUUCACGUGGUCGUUCUGGUCUAUGGUCUGAAAAUCAUCGAAACCGACUUUAAUCCAUGCGGGAAGAAGGGAUUGGAGGGUAUCUGCCCCAUGGUGGCGGGCAAGACCAAGUUUACCUGGACCAUUCCUGUCCCUGCCGAAAGCACCAAGGACGUCCCCGGCAUUGCCUUUGGCAUUCCCGAUUUGGACGCGAUGGUACGCGUAAAGAUGAAUCUGAUUGACACCAAGGAUCAAAUCGCCUGUGUCGAGGCUAGGAUUUCCAACGGGAAAACCGUCGAUCUCAAGGGCGUCAAGUCGGCGACGGCCAUCAUCGCCGGCUUGGCCCUCUUGUCGUCCGCGGCCGUGAGCGGACUGGGCCAUCUAAACACUGCUGCUCAUGUUGCUGCUAAUUCGCUCUCCUUAUUUGGGUACUUUCAGGCCCAGGCCAUUGUUGGACUGACUGGCCUCCGCCUCCCUCCGAUCGUGCAAGCCUGGACCCAAAACUUUCAGUGGUCCAUGGGAAUCAUCCACGUUAGCUGGAUGCAGAAGAUAUUUACUUGGUACCAACGUGCCACCGGUGGGACGCCGUCAAGCCUCUUUUCUACUCUGAGGACCAUCUCUGUUCAGGUUGAGAAACGUGGUCUAGACGUAGCCGAAGCCGCCGAGUCACUCGCUAAACGUGGUCUCUCCAUGCUUCCCGAAAGUGUGUCUAGUACGGCGGCGCUCAUCCUGAAGCGUGCAGGAAACAUCACAAAUGAUUCGGGCUCCUACCUGGUCUUUGGCAUCCAACGUGUGGCAUUCCGAGCCAAAAUUGAGUCGACUAACCUCUUUCUCACGGGUCUAGUCUGGUUCUCCUUGUUCGUCAUCGUCACCGCCAUUGGUGUUGUUGCAUUCAAGGGGAUUCUCGAGUUAUUUGCAUCAAGAGGUCUCGUAUCCAAGGACAAGUUUCUGGAAUUUCGGAACGGCUGGCGCAUUAUUCUCAAGGGCAUCAUGUUCCGCGUGUGCCUUAUUGGAUACCCGCAGAUUGCCAUUCUUUGCCUGUGGGAACUGACGCAAAUCGAUUCGCCAGCAUUGGCAAUCUUGGCCGUGGUCUUCUUUGCCGCUGUUUCCAUCAUUCUCGGUUGGGGUUCUAGUAAGGUCAUUCGAAUUGCGCGUCGGUCAAUUGCCAUGCAUAGAAAUCCGGCCUAUAUCCUCUUCUCUGAUCCGCAAGCCUUAAACAAAUGGGGAUUUCUAUAUAUCCAAUUCCGUGCGUCGGCCUAUUACUUUAUUGUCCCGGUCCUCGGUUAUAUCCUAAUCAAGGCCAUGUUUGUCGCCUUUGCGCAAAAGGCUGGCCUCGCACAGGCAAUCGGCUUCCUCAUCCUUGAACUAGCUGCUCUUAUUGCAUGUGCUGUCCUGCGUCCCUGGAUGGAUAAGUCGACCAAUUCGUUCAAUAUCGGCAUCUACGCGGUAAAUUUUGUAAAUGCAAUUUGCUUGCUGAUCUUCUCUGACGUUUUCGGUGCACCUGGUAUUGUUAUUGGCGCCGUGGGUGUUGUAUUUUUCGUUCUUAAUGCUGCGUUUUCAUUGAUUCUGCUACUUAUGGUCAUUAUUUCUACGAUCUUUACCUUCUUCCGGAAAAAUCCAGACGCGCGCUAUCAGUACAUGGCUGAUGAUCGUGCUUCGUUUAUGCGAUCACAGACUCAUCUGACAACCACCACCGAACUGGACGCCUUGGCUGCCACGGCCCGUGGUGACAAAGGAGGAUACAAGGCGCAGCUGGACUUGGAAGAUGACGGGCAUCUUCAUCCGAUGCAUGGCGGCAACCGAUCCGCUAGCCCGUCUUCACCGGUAAACCCGUCUAUGCCGCUGUUCCCGUCCAGCAGGGAGCAAAGUCCAUUCCGAACCCCGUCUCCUACUCCCAGCGUUGGACCGUAUGGAGGCGCACCGCCGUCUUACCGGCAGGUAAACAACUCAAGGUGA